Molecule: messenger RNA, 808 nt
Organism: Vollenhovia emeryi
Lineage: Eukaryota; Metazoa; Arthropoda; Insecta; Hymenoptera; Formicidae
Gene: LSm3
Product: sm-like protein LSM3A
Exons: 3
Coding region: 153-449 (98 amino acids)
Biological process (GO): P-body assembly; mRNA splicing, via spliceosome
Cellular component (GO): U6 snRNP; U4/U6 x U5 tri-snRNP complex; precatalytic spliceosome
Molecular function (GO): RNA binding
Source: RefSeq, a predicted model, not a curated record
CAAUUAUCUUCUGCCCCCAUGGCGGCAGCCGGUAACCUAUGAUAACAAAUACGUGCAUUUAAAUUUUGCACGUUAAUCGACGACCCACUCGGCCUGCGUUGCCGAUCGCACGGUAUUACGUGGCUGUCGCGAGAAACCGAGGACAUCCCACGAUGGUUGAGGAAUCGGAGCAGUUGCCGCCGAUCGACGUGAAGGAGCCGCUCGACCUGAUAAAGCUGAGCCUGGAGGAGCGGAUUUACGUGAAGAUGAGGAACGAGAGGGAGCUCCGAGGGAAAUUGCACGCCUUCGACCAACACCUGAACAUGGUGCUGGGCGACGUGGAAGAGAUCAUAAACAUAGUGGAGAUCGACGAGGAGACGUACGAGGAGAUCUACCGCCAGAAGAAGAGGACCAUCCAGAUGCUGUUCGUGCGCGGCGACGGUGUCAUCCUAGUAUCUCCGCCUACAUAAGAUCACACGUCGGCUGCGGCCAAGUUGUCGCCUCGAAUGCUUCCAAGUGCUUUUCUCCUCCUUUCUUUCGGUAAAGAUGGACAGAGAAAAGAGACACUUCGAAGCAUCCGCGGCGGCAGCUCGACCGCAAGCAUCGUCUCGUGCGUGGAGCACGACGCUACACUAUAUUUUAUAUAUAAUUUACGAUGUGACUCUGCUCUGUCCUAAAAGAUCUGCGGUGCUCGAUUUGAGAGAUCGAGGGAAAUUUUUGCGACAGCACCUUCUAUUUCUGUAUUAUACUAUACAUAUAACACGCUGCGUGUGUCUAAGGUUGCAUGAGUGGCCCAACUAGAUAAUAAUAAAAAGUGUAUUCUUUUGUA